Molecule: messenger RNA, 2157 nt
Organism: Saccostrea cuccullata (small rock oyster)
Lineage: Eukaryota; Metazoa; Mollusca; Bivalvia; Ostreida; Ostreidae
Exons: 8
Coding region: 148-1920 (590 amino acids)
Biological process (GO): proteolysis
Molecular function (GO): cysteine-type endopeptidase activity
Source: RefSeq, a predicted model, not a curated record
UAUUUGCAUGUUUUCCCGGAAAUUAUCAAAUUUUCAGUUUGAUUUUGUGUAAGUUAAAAUGCGUAUGAAAGUACUUAUGUACUUCCUAGAUCCACUAUUAACUUCCUCAGGGGGAAAACGAGAAAAUAGUAUUGCCUACAGAGAAAAAUGACAGAUAAAAUAGGUUUACUUUAUGUAAGGAAUAAAAGCACGUUACAAUGUUUAAUAGAGGAUUUCACCAGUAAAGUCGGGAAGGAGUACGUGGUUGACGCAGGAAUCGAGGAAUCUUUCAUAUUAAACAAACUGCUUGACGAUGAAGAAGAGGAUGACAUUGAUAGAUUUCAAAUCGAGAGUAUUUUGUUUGUUGGCUGUAAUAUCAGUCAGGCAUUACAAGAGAAGUUCUUUCCCAAACCAACGUGUACUGAACUAUUCGUCAUCAAUGAUGAGCACCUAACGGAAUAUCCGCCUAUAAAAAGUCACAAACACAAAUCGCGUCACAUGCUUCUUUCUUUGAUUGAAAACACACCAGAUACUUAUGAAAGAUUAGCAGGACAAAUUUUUGACGAGAUUAAAAGAAAAGGAUUUCCUAACACGAAUCUUGCACAAAACUUUUUAACGAGUCCCCCUCCAACAACAGAUCAUUUGGAACUACCACUGCCAAAGAAGACAGAAGAUGGAGCUGAAGACAAUGUUUAUCCUUUUAAUAGCCCUGGGUUGUGUCUUUAUAUUGGAGUACUAGAAUUUGAUAUAGAGGAUUCCGAAAUAUCUUUAGAGAAUAGACAUUCUGCACAUAUAGAAUACACAAAGAUUCAAGGAACUUUUGAACGUCUUGGGUGCACUUUCGAAAGGAAAACAAAUCCAACAGACCAAGAGGCACUUGAAUUUUUAAAAGAAGGAAUCGAAAGGUGUAAGAGAAUGAACCCCAGCUAUUUCGUACUGGUAAUCAGUACUCACGGACAGGAAGUACCUAUGGUAAUAAAAGAGGACAAGCCAAACGAACGCCAUCCAUUUGGAAACAUGCAAAAAGAAUAUUCAAAGACGGAAAUGGUGCAUCAGCUUUUCUUCAAAAAUGGAAAGUCUCUUUUAACCAAGGACAUUAUCAAAAUGUUUGACCAUCACAGUUGUCCAGCUCUUAAAAACAAACCCUGUUUUUUCUUUAUUCAGGCAUGCAGAAGCCGCUUUGGAUUAGAUGGUAAUAAAAAUUUUGAUCCUGGAGUAUUGGUAAAUGUGUUUACCCCAGCGGAAGAGAUUGUUAAUAUGCAGGAACCUGAGAGACCUGACUCGAAGGAUCCCCCUGGAGAACCCCAACAACUGGAUAAAUCAGACGCCAAGCGAAGUACAAUCAGACAGACGGAAGAGGAGCAAAAAGUCAGAUUACAACAGAUUCACGAGUGGAAAAUUGCAGUACUACAUAAACAUAUCUGGGAUUACAAAACAUAUCUGUCAAACCAAUACACAGUUUCAUCACAAGAAGAACGGAAAACAGACGAAAAGACCUUAAAAUUCAAAGAAACUUUACGUACCGAGGGUUUUACAGAUGAUCAGGUGAAAGAACUAGGAGAGGAAUGUCGAGGAUUUGAACAAGAGAUUCUGGAUUUCUUUUUCCCAGAGCCUGUAAUAAGUGAUCCACCACCUUGUGUCAAUGAUGCUUUAGUCAUGUUUGCCUCUGCUCCAGGAAAGGAGGCUUACAGCAGAGAUAAACAAGGAGGAUGGCUGAUCACUAACCUGAUCGCUCAGCUGAACGAAACGUUGGACACGAAGCCUGAGAAAAUAGACCUGCUGGGGGAGCUGACAAAAGUCUCUGGUAGAAUUGCGUAUAAAUACGAGACAGAUACAGACAUUAUAGAAAGUAGUGGCCAUAAGUCAGUACCCUGUCUGUAUCAUAAGCUCAGCAGAGAUGUCAUUAUAUGGCCGGGAAAGAUUGGAGUACAAGAGAACUGAGUGGUUUAAAGAUACAAAAUAAUAAAAUGAAGAUGAAGCAAUGUUGAAAUUAGUUUUAAUAAAUGUAUUGAUGCCAAAUAAACCAAACCUACUGAGUAAUUUUUCAUGUACCCCUUGUAUAAAUAAAGAGAGAACUUAUUAAGAACAUAUUUAAAAAAGUAAAGAGUGCAAAUCCCACCACCUCAAUGCAUUUUUAAUUUAUAUGCUAUUUUUAUGUGUAAUUCAACUUACUAGUGA